UGAGCGCCAUUUUAAUGAAGGCCUUCGAUCUUUGUACCCCCUCCACAACAUUGUUGGAUCCAUUCUGAUCUUGGCACAUUAUGUGGCUGAUUGCUGGAUUCUUACCGCUCCUCCUGAUCUUUUCCGAUUAUUACUGUACAAGUUUGCCUGCUGUCUACGUUCACAGUGCAGUCUAUGACGCGGUGGUGUAAUUGUUGCGCUGCAUUUUGUUUUGUGGCGAUGACGGUGUGGAUGGAGGAAUUUCUUCGACCGUGAGAGAUAUAAAUUUCACGAGGGAUUAAAUUGUGUGUGAUUUUACAGCUUCUUUUGCCGAUUUCAUUGCGUUUAUUUCUUGCGGAAGUCUUCCUGGAGAUCAUCGAGUUGGCAACGAGAAGUGACAACGUCUAACUUUCUUAGGUGGUGUGGAAAUAGCUGGAAGCAUUCUGGAAGGUGCAAGAGACGAGGGGAUGACUACAGAACGGGAAUUCAUGAGAGGAGAGAGAGGAGCAAGGACAGUGUACCAAGAAAGAUGUUGCAGCAGAGGAAGAAUGAGGACGAAAUCGGGAAGUGUGGAGGAAUUUACAGCUUCAGCUCUUCCUAGCUCCGGAAUCGUCAGUAUUUACGUAGGCAUUUCAGAAGCAGGAUUUGAACUGCUGUGGUUUACAUGAAACUCGGCAACUGCUAUCCAUAUCUUAUGUGUGCAAAAAUGUUGUGCGAGAAGAAGCCAACCAGCGAGCAGCAAGACAGGGAAAUUGGAACCAAGCUAAGGGGAGUGAGCAACGGCUCACCCUCAGUUGAUGAGCUUUUGAAAACUGUCAAGAGACUGGAAAAGGGUUUCUUGACUCUGGCGGAUGCUGUCAUAGCUGAGAUAGAGGGCAUUAGAGAAGAUGCUCGAUGUUGGCAGGAAGAAAGGGAAGAGCUUUGGAAAACCGUUAUGACGAUUCACCAAAGUCACCAGAAGACUGAGGUAGAUCCAAUUCAUCACCGACUUCAAAGUUUACAAAAGCGGGCGAGCGAUAUCGAAAAGCAAUUGCAAAGUCAUGACUCAGAUGCACGGGUUCCAGUUAAUGAUCGUCUCGAGGAGCUGGAACGACGUGCCUAUGAACUUGAAAAACAAGCUCAAAAGCAACACAUAGCACAAGAUAAGCGUGCAGGCAUUGAGGAGGUAGUGCGCCCAUCCAACAUACAAGGGCAACAUAAAUGUAAAUUGGAGGUAAGCAGAUGCUCAUGCGUUUUCAGAUACUCUGAUCCAGAAACAGCAGUCAAAUCCAUUCAUCAGAAUGCCACACCCAAGGUGGGUGGGUCUGUGAUAGAACUUCGUCAGAGAAUGUUGUGACAGAUGGAGUUUCGUUGCAAUGUGUCAACAUCUUGAAUCGUGCGUUAUUAUAGAAAACUCCAACUGAUUUAAUAAUGCAAACCGAUGAAUAAAUAUUCCAAAGUUUGCAUUAAGGCAACUCAACCCAGUUUAUGUCAAAA
Messenger RNA from Physcomitrium patens, 1455 nucleotides. RefSeq lists its product as uncharacterized. The record is from RefSeq and is a predicted model, not a curated record. NCBI's taxonomy places the organism in Eukaryota, Viridiplantae, Streptophyta, Bryopsida, Funariales, Funariaceae.